CUUCCCGUCGGUUUCUCAACCUUCAAUUCCUUACACAGUAGGUCAUUCAUUGAUGGCGGCUGAGGCUGAACUCCUCACCAAAGUACUAUGGCAUAUCGGUCAGCCAUGUUCAAGUUGUCGGAUGUCUGAAGUUUUCACACUAAAUCACGUUCACCUUCUUUGACACGCAUUUCCGUUUGCAAGUACCAAUAAGUUGCCUCGGCCUGUUCACCGAGUCACCGAAACACUUCAAUCUGGAAUCCAAGGGAAUCUUGAUACGGCAAUGUCCACGACUAUAUGUGUUUGCCGUUCGUUGGACAAGUUACACCGCCCAAACGAUCCAGUCGAGGCUGUCCCGCAUACUUGCAUAAGAAGAGGUGCGACGGCAAGCGAGUCUUAACAGAGCUCAACAGAAUAGGUGGAAUGUCUGGCUGAUCUGUUCGUCACAAUCAUCGGUCAGGCUGUCAGCCAAAAAAGAUUGUGAGCCAGUGGGAGGUAAUAAGGCUCGCUCAAUGUCCUUCUUCCCCCGCGCUGGACUUUUGGGUCGGAUAUGGUAGUAGUUGCUCAGUGGGAGCCUCAAUUGUUCUUCAAACGAUCACUACUCAAAAGAACUGUCAUGAUCAGGCUUGGACUCCCGUCAGACGUUGAUGCCAUCACCAAUGUCAUCAUCAAGACAAUGCCCCUCGACCCGCAAUGGGACUACCGUUUCCCUCUGCGGAAAGAAUUUCCCGAGGACCACUACAAGUACACGCGCAUGUUAUUCGAAUACUUCUUAGACCCUUCGUUUGAUGACUGGACAGUCAUGGUGAUUGAAGACGUUGACCCCGCCGGCAGCGAGAAGCUCAAGAUCGUCUCCAUUGGCGUAUGGGAUGUCUCGUAUCUGAACAAACGCAAAGAUGGACCACACCAUGUCCCCCAGGACCCUAAUCGUGAAGUUGACAAGCGAGGAGGCAGCACACGUAGAGAUGCCAACCAGCAACACUUCGAUGCCUUCCACAAUGGUCAGGCCAAGGCCUACAAGAAGUACUUUGGGGACAUUGGGCCGGAGCAGCUUCAUCUUCAGAUCCUGGCAACCUUACCAGACUUCCAGAGACGUGGCCACGCGACUACGCUUUGCAGAUGGGGUAUGGACAUCAUUCGCAGAGAGUCCUUGAAGGACAUCUCGGUCAUGGCGAGCCCUAUGGGAUAUCACCUGUACACACGGCUGGGCUUCGAUCACCUUGCCACCGUCAUCAUUCAGGUCCUCGGAGAAGAUGAGAAACUUGUUCUUCAAGCGAUGAAGUAUGCCUCUAUCGUGGAUGGAAAAUUGGCAAAUCUGUAGCUGCUCAUACGGCUAUGGCUGCUAAAG
Messenger RNA from Neurospora crassa OR74A, 1327 nucleotides. RefSeq lists its product as hypothetical. The record is from RefSeq and is a predicted model, not a curated record. Bases 530 to 1300 code for a protein of 256 amino acids. The transcript is spliced from 2 exons. Lineage: Eukaryota; Fungi; Ascomycota; Sordariomycetes; Sordariales; Sordariaceae. Gene Ontology annotation, molecular function: acyltransferase activity, transferring groups other than amino-acyl groups.